Trypanosoma cruzi is the source of this 2913-nucleotide messenger RNA. RefSeq lists its product as uncharacterized. Bases 1 to 2913 code for a protein of 970 amino acids. The record is from RefSeq and is a predicted model, not a curated record. Lineage: Eukaryota; Euglenozoa; Kinetoplastea; Trypanosomatida; Trypanosomatidae. The transcript has a single exon.
AUGUCCCAGCCACACAAUGGAUACGAGCAGUUGCCAUGGUGGAAGCGGAUUGCGCUUGAUGAUGCGUACCGGCGGCGUAUUAGGAAGCUCGCGACGCAGCGUUACCGGGAGGAGUUGCACCUGCUGCAGGAAUUUCCACGCGAAAUUGCGCCCGCCGCCUGGGAUGACGGCAGACCCAUCCCCCAAUCAUCGCAGCACAUUUGCGUGGAGGAUGGGACGCGUGCGUGGGCCACAAAAUACCCAGAGAGUAUAGUGAAGGUGUCGGGCUUCCAAAAACUGCAAACUGCCGCCGUCGCCACCGUUAUUUCAGGCCCCAGAGCGGAAGAACACGAGGCAUAUAUUCUUGAAGAGGUACGGCGGUUGUACAAUGAAGAGAAGGCGUCGGAGCGUCUCUAUGGGUUGUCUUAUUUCUGGAAUCGUCAACUUCCACCAAACGGUUUUAUUCGUGUGUGGCCCAGCCCUCUAUCUGCCAUGUGGCCCUCGUUACUCAUUUCAGAGCCUUUCACACCCAUGUACAAGACACUUUCCGCCCCAGGGAGUAGUGCCGAGUUGCCACCAGGGAUGAACCCCACGUGUAUGACAGACCCGCUUUGUGUGCAUGUUUUUCGCAGAAAUGGAGAGUACCUUGGGGCUUGGCGUCAAUCUCUAUUUCUUAUUCGUUACAAAGUUAUUUGCUGGGCGUUACAUGAGGAGGAACGUCGGCGCACAUGCGGUGCCGUGGGUCGUCCCGUUCUUGCAUCCGAUAAGGCAUUCCCAGAUGUCGCUACUACGCAAAUGUUAAAAAAUGUUCCGGAAUUUCAGUUGCCUCUUUUACGUCUACAACGUGAGACGGUCACGUUUAGUGCAAAGACGUGCCGCUUGAACCUUCAGAGUCUCAGUGAACCCCUGACAUGGGAGGGUAUCGUGCCUGCCCCUACCACCUACCGGGCCGAGCAGGCGUACCUGAACUGGCAUUCACUGCACAGGAGUUCAGCGGUGGUACGGCAAGCGGUGCGAGAUGUGUUUAACCUGCUACCACAGAAUGAGGAUGGGUUGAUAACAAAGACCACAUAUGUUGAAUUCUUUUUGGACCUUCUCAACCUUUUUUUUCCUAUGCAUAUUUCCUCCGCCAAUAUUUCCAUUGCGGAGGAGGAGUGGGUAUACCGGGGGACAACUGAAUUGAUGAGGUUUGAGACAUUUUAUGAGAAAUUCUUUAGUUUCCCGUUUAUAUUUUUUCGUGAUCUCAGCAAAGUGACGAGGGAUCAGUAUGUGGAGGUGUGGUGUCUGAUUCGUGUCUGUUUGUUAGAGAAUGAAGUGUCUGUCCUCUCCUGCUUGCAGGAUACGGCGGUGUUGGGGCCACCGAAUAGUGUGACAAGUGGCGGACUCUCUUUCAAUACUUUGUCGCCCGCCGCCAAUCCCUCGGCUCCACGCCCCGUCGUCGACUACAGUCGUACACGCCGACCGAAGCGGAUAUUGGAGGCGACAUUGUGCUCCUUGCAGAAGCUGAAGGACUUAGGGCGGAAGAAAGCCCCGCCUCUCAUUGGUAAAAUUUUGGGUGUUUCAUAUGAUGAUAUUCUACGACUAGGGGGGACGAGAUUCCACAACACAGACAACUAUCCGCUACAUAGCGCAAAGCAAUUGGCGGCGGUGAUGGUGAAGGAGAAUCUGCAGAAAUUGAUGCCCUCUCACGCGAUUGCGGUGGUGCAUGCAAAGGGGAAGCAGCUGCUUGCCGAGACCUCACGGGCCAGGCGGCAGCAAGAACUACAGGAACAGUUGCCGAAGAAAGAUAACCCGGGAAGGAGCAUGGACAGUGAGUUCAGCAGCGUGCUUACCAUUGCAUCGUUAAGCAAAAACGAGAAUGAAGGGGAAGAGACGGAGGGAAGCAGCGACUUGGUUAUAAUGAACCGCAGCAACUCUUUUAGGGGACGCUCCCUCGCAGAGAAACGGAGGAAAAAAAUGAUGGGGUGGAGUCACGUGACGACGGGGCGCCACGCGACAUUGGAAAAAAUUGAGGAGGCGCGGAUGAAGAAGAAAUUGAUUGAAACGUCGGUGUUUUACCGUCAUCGACGCCUGCGGCGAAAUGCGGAGCACGCGAAGAUCUUGUCGCAUAUCUCUCGCAGCCACACCGCAUGGGAGGUUUGCCGGCAUGACAUCUAUGAAAUUCCCCCCGAGAAGCCGGACGAGGAAGACAAACUGCUGGCAUUUGUGCAGGACCUCCCAGACGACUUCUUUGAUGAUGAAAAUUCUCUACGGGUGCGGUACGGCAUUCACGCGGCUCUUCUUAAAGAACGUGCUGAACGCUCAAAAAAUUGUUAUCCCAUUGAACCCGUGCUUUCCACGUCAUCGAUGACGAUGGCGAGUUCACGUGACACACCGAAGGGAAACGAGCAGGACUCUCCCGCCACGUGCAUGUAUACUGCAUUGACGGCCGAUGAUACGACGAAUGGCAGUAGUCGUGGCGGUGCGGUUUCGUCUGUUCAUGUCUUUAGGACAAGGCGACGUACCCCAAAUGGGGAAGGAGCGAGCAGAAUGUCAAAUUCCCCCGGUUUGACAUCGCUUGUUGGCGACGGAUCAUCCCCGUCUUCCUCUUGUAGGAUGAACUCAUCUUCAACCCCACCAUCGUCGGCAUCCAGUGGAACGAUGCGAGGGGAUCCACCGGAGGAGAGGAAUGGCAGUCGUGAAAAUGUCAGGGAUAUGGCUUCACUAGAGGAAUGGUCGAAACGAAAGGAGGAGUUGGAACCAAAGCGAGCGUUCUAUAUUCGUUUGAAUUUCAAACAAAAUAUGGAUGUUAAUUAUAAAAAAUUGCUGCAGAAAAAGCCACAUCGUCUUUUUCCGCUUUCUAUGCCCACCGCAAGGAAAGGGGCUCCCUCGACGGUUGUUAAAAGUCGUCUCCAGGAAGGACUCCGCCCGUCGGGAGCUCAACAGACAUUUUGA